UAUGGCUUUGAGCGCACUCACCCUCGAGUAACAAUAAGGCAUUUAUGCGAUGGGGCGCCGAGCGUACCUGAAUCGACUGGCUUUGGUAUGCUUCACCUUCAUGUUUCAUUUCCAUAGACAGUACUACAGAGCCUCACACAAGAGUCUAUAUCUUUCACUCUGGCAUUCUACUCAAACUCACAAUCAUGUCUUCGACGUCCGAUACACAGCGGUGGCAAUGGUACAAUAAAUGUUCCCAUAUAUAAGCUCUAUUGAGCUCUUAUCUAAACUGGUCUUUUUUUCAUCACGUGGCGCUCUUUACCCUCAUUGCAGUUAUCCCAAAACAUCUGC
This is a messenger RNA of Aspergillus saccharolyticus JOP 1030-1, 330 nucleotides long. RefSeq lists its product as uncharacterized. The record is from RefSeq and is a predicted model, not a curated record. Lineage: Eukaryota; Fungi; Ascomycota; Eurotiomycetes; Eurotiales; Aspergillaceae. The transcript has a single exon. Bases 50 to 229 code for a protein of 59 amino acids.